This is a messenger RNA of Solanum lycopersicum (tomato), 763 nucleotides long. RefSeq names its product protein SPIRAL1-like 1. Gene Ontology annotation, biological process: cortical microtubule organization. Gene Ontology annotation, cellular component: cortical microtubule, transverse to long axis. NCBI's taxonomy places the organism in Eukaryota, Viridiplantae, Streptophyta, Magnoliopsida, Solanales, Solanaceae. The record is from RefSeq and is a predicted model, not a curated record.
UUGUAUAUUUUUUUUGUAGCAAAGCUGUAUCAUUAUUUUUAUUUUUGAAACAAAAGUAAUACUAAUAAUUAUAGGUGAACAAGAGAGGGCAAUAUUCUGUACUUCCAUUUCUUCUUCACAUCCAAAUACUGAUCUGAUCCAAAAGAAUCAAAGGUUUUUCCUGGGAUUCUUUAACAAGAGAGAAUUACAGAAAUGGGUCGUGGAGUCAGCUAUGGAGGAGGGCAAAGUUCACUGGGAUACUUAUUUGGAAACGGUGAGGCGCCAAAACCAACCACGGGAAAUGCCCCAGCUGUUCAAAGUGAAGGGCAGGCAAUAAAUAAGGAGCCAGCUUCAAAGCCUACCGUUUCCGCUACAGUUGAUGCUACUAAGCAGAUUCCUGCUGGUAUUCAGAGCACUGCUUCAAGAAACCAUUUUGGGGGAGAUGGUCAAAACACAGGCAACUUUAUCACGGACCGGCCAUCUACCAAAGUCCAUGCUGCUCCUGGAGGUGGAUCUUCUUUGGGUUAUCUCUUCGGCGGUGGCAGCAACUAAGCAAUUCUCCAAUAUACAGUUGGAUAAUUGUUUUAUCACUUCUUUACCUUUUGUCUAUCAACACUAUGUUGUAAUUGUAAUUGUGAGUACUUCAGGUUGUUGUGAAGGGUUAGUUGCAUAAGGCUUUGGUCCAAAGUCCCAGUUGACACCCAUGAAACUAAAGUUACUUUCAAUGUAAUAUGCCAACCUUUGUUAAUUGAUCAUUUUGAUUGAACAGCUUUUCUUGCCUAAA